UGCAUCAAACUGUGAUUGGACAGGUCUUGCUUUUUUACGUGUGCGUAUUUUUGUUCCUGUGUCAAAAACCGCUAGCUUGCUAAAGACUGAGGCAUAUUAGCCAUCGGCGGUUAAAAACUGUUGCAAGAAACGCAAGUUUUUUAAAUUUUAUAUUGAAUUGUUUAACCGACGUUUCUGAGCUCGACUGUAAACUUCUCGCGUCGAGAAUCUAUCAAGACCGACAGUGAAGUUUGCGUUAGCAAUCUUGCUAGCUGUUUUUCAAACCUAGCUAGCCAAGCAGUGCCUCAACGAAUUUUGCGGGUUUUUUUUUUAAACAAAUUAGGCUUUUUUUGUUGUUGUGAAUUAAUUUAACGUGCUGUCAUUUACUGACGUUAUGGUGGACCCCCUUCACCAUCUUAGAGCGGUUGUAGCCACAGCGUAACUUUCAUAUACAGCUAGCAAACGUUAGCACUAAACCCACCGGCCGGUGAGCCUCGGAACAAGCUGCUGUUGGGACUGGAUUCAGCUUCUCUGUUUUAAUUACAGUCGAUAUGAAUUCGAACGUGGAGAAUUUGCCUCCCCAAGUUUUAAGACUGGUGUAUAAAGAAGUUUCUGCACUGGCAGCAGACCCACCAGAGGGAAUCAAAAUUUACCCCAGUGAGGAAGACAUCACAGAACUCCACACUGCCAUUGAGGGGCCAGAAGGGACCCCAUAUGCAGGAGGCGUGUUCAGAAUGCGCUUGGUCUUGGGGAAGGAUUUUCCUGCCGUACCUCCCCGGGGCUAUUUCCUGACCAAGAUAUUUCAUCCAAAUGUUGGACACAAGGGUGAGAUCUGUGUCAAUGUACUGAAGAGGGACUGGAAGGCAGAGCUCGGCCUCAGGCAUGUAUUACUGACUAUUAAAUGUUUACUGAUCCACCCAAACCCAGAGUCGGCUCUGAACGAAGAGGCUGGAAGGUUACUGUUAGAGGACUAUGCAGAAUAUGCCUCACGUGCUCAUCUAUUGACCGAAAUCCACGCUAUGGGAGGAAGCUCAGGAGCUCCAGAACCUGGUGAUGGACCACAGCCCAAGAAACAUGCAGGAGAUCCAAGCAAACGUGCAAUUACAGCUAGUGCUGCAAAUACAAUCGCUACAUCAAAUGGCACAAAUAGUAGCAGUGCCAGUGGUACAAGCAGUAGCAAUAAUACUGGAGUAGCUAAAAAGAAAACUGACAAAAAACGAGCCUUGAGGCGACUAUAAUGGUGAAUAAUCCUUUUUGUUUCUUUUUUUCUUUUUGUCUGUAAAUAUUGAAUUGAGACCAUAUUUUCCUCCUGUGUUCUAGAAAAUAACUUUUUUUUUUUUUUUUUUAAUUGGUUUUGUGAUUAGCAUCCUCCAUGAAUUCUUUUCAUAAUUGUUUGUCAGAUUCACACUCUGCUCUCAGGUUUUUGCCUUUCAUGAUGACAAUGUAGAUCACACAUGGAAAAGGAAAUGUUUUCAAUCAAACAUGUAUUUAUGUCUCUUGAAAAUUCUUGAAGGUACCCUUCAUCACCACAUCACCAAGAUAAACCUUUAUCACCAGGAUUAUAGCUCACCGUGCCAGUUAAACACCUGUGAAGAGAGUAAAGCUACUAUUAAACAGCAACAGCAGCGUUUUAAAAAGAAAAGCACCAAGUCAUCUAGACAGCAACUACCCAUUCUUAUUCGGCCAAUAUUAGAGGUAGGAAAGUGCCAGUGCAGCAUGUAUAUGGCAACUACUAGACAACCAGCAGCUGAACAAAAUGAACAAAAUUGCUUUGGUUAAGUGGAAAUGUACAAGCAGGACUCUGAGGUUCAGUAGCACACAUCUGCAGCACAUCUCGACACGCUCUAUGGCUUUUAAUUAAACAUGAGAACAACAAAUGAACCAAGUCUUCUUCAGGUGUUUCAUAGAGUGUGAGUAAGCUGAUGGUUUAUCAAGUGGCCUAAUGAGUUCCAUCGUGCUUCACUUGGAUAGUACACAAGACUUAAUGUCCUGCUGUUGAGUGAGUGAUUUUAUUGGUUAAAUAUAUAUUAUGUAAUACAAAGUAGACAAAUUGCAACUUUUCCCGUCACUAUAUUAUACAGCUGUGUAGUGUGUUGAUGCAUUAAGAAGUUUAAAAAGGAAAAAAAAAAUAGGGAAAGCAUAGAAUCGGUUGAAAUGUGGUCGUCUUUUUCCAUGUUGUUGGUUUUAUACGUUUUCCUGUUUAAACCAUGUAUGUGUUAACGGUUUGCGCUCCUGGCUUUUGUCAGAGAUCAUGUCCAUGAAGCAGAAUGGGUAGAUCAAGGUCUUACAAAAUUAUUUUUUUAUAUCUAGAAUGAGAGUCCCUUUUCAAUUAAAAUCAAUUAAAAAAGCAUUUGUGCUAUUCCCUGAUUAUUGUACACUUUUAUUUUGAAUCCAAUAAUGUGACUCGUGUUUAAAAGCGUUCUAGCUAUAACACACCGUACACAUGCAAACUGGAGCUGUGUUAUAUCUUGUAUCGUGCAUUUACAUUCAGUGCACAUCUAACAAUGUCCAUUUUGUCAACACAGGGGGCUUACAGUUUCCAAGGAAGCUCUCUUUUAAAGGCUCUGGGCUCUGCUAAGACUGUGCAUACGGGUAACCUUUUACCAUUUUGUGAGGUUCUGUGUGGACUUUGGGGCAGUUGUGUCCAUUUAAGUUAUUUAAAUUAAAAAUAAAGUAUCUUCUGUUA
Tachysurus fulvidraco (yellow catfish) is the source of this 2665-nucleotide messenger RNA. It is a transcript of the gene ube2s, whose product is annotated as ubiquitin-conjugating enzyme E2S. The transcript is spliced from 4 exons. The record is from RefSeq and is a predicted model, not a curated record. Bases 531 to 1217 code for a protein of 228 amino acids. Lineage: Eukaryota; Metazoa; Chordata; Actinopteri; Siluriformes; Bagridae.